This is a messenger RNA of Paralichthys olivaceus (Japanese flounder), 2558 nucleotides long. The record is from RefSeq and is a predicted model, not a curated record. NCBI's taxonomy places the organism in Eukaryota, Metazoa, Chordata, Actinopteri, Pleuronectiformes, Paralichthyidae.
AACUAACCCACCGGGGCAGGUUAGCGUCUGCGGAAGUUCACCGUGAAGGAAGCGGCUCCGGAGACUCGUUAAAUAUAAAUUCAUUAAAAACCACGUUGUCCAUAAGAGGGAACUCAACUCGGCUCCUUCCGAGCUAGCCGGCUAGCUGGAGCAGACACACACACACAUACACACGCAUAAACGCAAAAAAGGAGCUAACAAGCAGCUAAUCACAACUAAACGAUGCGGACGUGACCCAACAACAACAACAUACUGCUGCCACGUUUGUUCAGGAGGAGACCCUGUCCAGACGAGCCAGAGAUGAAAGGAAAGUCCAUCAUUUCUGAGCUGCACUUGAAGUUUGCAGAAAAGUCCUGGAAUGACACUUUCCAGCUGGUGCGAAGAUGCAUGGAGAAAUCCAGAGAUGAAUCCAAACCCUGUGAGCCGCUGGUUAGAACUCUGGAACGGCUCCAGGACGAGUUUAACGUGUCAUCUAUGAAUACCAUGAGGCAUCGUCUGGAAAUAAUAGCCAAACAACAAGGAAUGGGCUUCCACAUCACUGACGCCACGUGCUACCUCACAGCAGACUUAUUCUACCUGGAGGUGGUGUUGGUGGCGUGUGGGGGAGUGGAGGAGGUAAAGGUGGCCCCUCAGGGAGCAGCCCCCGUUUCCAGCGAGUCUCUUCUGCAGCUGCUGAGGUUAAAGAACUUUGCUGAGUUCUCCAUGAAGUUAUCAGGCCUCUUUACCCAGUACAACAUCCCAGGAGACAAUAUUUAUGUUUCCUCUAGUGAAACCAAAUUAAAACUGUUUGCAUCUCUACAACACCUCUCGAAAGACUUGCAGCAAUUAUCACAUCUGCCAAGGGCACAUAAAGACUGUGACCCUCAGAUGGACAUGAUUAACAAUGGCAGGAUUGGGUGUCUAAUAGCUGGAAAAGAAGAUUGCCCCCUGACCAUCCAGUUCUUCAUGACCCCGACUGAUUGGAAGAAAACAGAUUCACCUAAGAUGCCAAACAAAGCAGACUUGGAAAUAACAGAUCCAAAGGCAACUGUCCAGGCCGCCCAGGUGACCGUGGGCGUCAGCGACUUCCCUCACAAGCUUCAGAUGGCGUGUGUGAUCCCGCAGCCUCCACAGCUGGAUCCGCAGGGUUUCCCCGUGUUCCUGCCGCUGGAUGAGGCGCCGCACGAGACGCUGCCUGCCUGCUUUCUCCUCAAACUGCAGCCGCCAUUACCAGUGCUGACAUCUUUUGUGAAGAAGCUGAGCCAAAUUACAGAUGUGACUGUAGCAGAUGUUGACCUGCAGUGGGCACCAUUACCCAAGCAUCUGAUGAGAGGUUCAGCGAGUGCAAACCAGAAUGAGGAGACAUUAGAUGAGCAGGAUACUAUUUUUACUGUGCCUCUUCCUGGUGGUGUGACGCACAGUUAUAUCGUCCCUGGAGCUGCGUGGCAGGCGCCCGCACAGAGAGCGGCAGUGAUGGACAGUGUUCCCUUCACCCACCCCGCCCACGUCCCGGCUACCCUGGAGCUGCUGCGCCAUCAGUGUGUCAUUAACGCCCUGCUGAGGAGCUGUGUCACGUCCCAGAGGGCCCUUCCAGGUUCGGUUUGUGACCUGCGCUUCGAAGUCCUUCCAGAGUCUGACACCAGCUUUUCUGUGACCUUCCACCCGCCCCACACUGACUCCCUGGCUGUUUUGUUAGUGAACAUAUCAGACGCUCAUCAGAUCAGCUGCAGGUUGUUUGGAGCAGGAACAUGUGACCCAACCUUGGAUGAAGACAUCUCCACUGUAAUGAAGAGGUGCAUGUCCAUCCCUGUGACCCUGAGCACAUUAUACACUAAGCUCCGGGAACUCCCCUCUGCCUCGCUUUCCUCCGACCGCCCGGCCACCACAGAGGCUGCAAAUGACCACUCAUCUCCCUCGAGUGCCGCUGUGACGGACGCUAACGGCACCGUGACAGAGUCCCAGGGUGCAGCUGUGGCAAAGGACAGCUCCAGUCUUUCUGGCUCCGCCUGCUACCCCAUGUCUGUCGCCAACGCUGAGCUUCUCCCUGAAAUAAAUACCAGUCCUGCUGUCCCUUACACGUUCAGUGCUGCUGAUGUGUUUUCACAGUGGAUGAGCAGCAAUGAUCAACUGUCGGAGCUCAGCUGAAAUGUUAGUGACGCCCACAGUGUUUAAUGAUGUGUGAUUAUACAUAUUUUUAGCUUUGAGUGAAUGUGUUUGUUAAGCAGCUUUAAUUGGGCACAAAAACAACCCCUAAAACAAGUCUCAGUAAUUUGGCUGUUUGCAGUUUGAACUUUUUCGGGUAUGAGCUCCUGAAUCUCCUGCAAAGCACUGAAGUGUUUCUUACUAUGCAUUCCAGUGUGGCAGAGAUUGCUGCCUGUAAAGGUUUGAGGUUUGGCAUUUGACCUCUCCCAGACAGCCAAGAUCCCAGUUGACUGGGAUCCCUGAGAGCCAGUCAGACAUUGUGGAAAAUAAAGCACAUAAUACGCUCUUGAUGGUAGAAAUCAACGCUCUACUUAACAAAAUAAGAAGCAGAGGAAAAAUCUGGAAUUGCAUUAUAGCUCUGAAGCAUUUAAAUAAAG